AUGUUUGCCCUCAUCCCCGGUGAGCUUCGUUCAGAAGUGAACAUCUCGUCCUACCUUCUGCUCAACCUCAGUCCAAACGCCUUACGGCCUUCAAAAAUAAAUGCACAAAGAGCCGUCUCUCUCCUGACGGCAACGGCUGUUAUCAUUAGAGGCGAAGUUGCCUUGUUGCUUGUGCCGAUCUGUUUUCAACUGCUCGAGACCGAGUCAAUAACACCCGGGACCUUGAUGCGAACGAUUUGCAUAGCAGGUCUAGUCUCUGUAGCCAUAACCGUCUUUGUCGACUCGUACUUUUGGUCUCGGUGGUUCACAUGGCCGGAGCUCUACGUCCUCAAUUACAAUAUCCGCCAAGAGAGAUCCUCAGAAUGGGGUCUUGAUUUUGCAAAGCUUCUUCUCUCUUCAAUACUCCUAUCCUUCUUCUCACUUUUCCGCGCCGGAUCGUCUCGGAAUCUGAAUCCUCGUAACCAUAUUCGGUCAAUCCUCUUCCCUCACGUCACGUUCGUCACACUUAUGAGCGCACUGGGACACACAAAGUGGAGUUCCUUUGUCUAUGUUGUUCCGAUAUGGAACGUGGCAGCAGCAAAAGGGGCGCAGUGGUUACUUUCCCACCCCAAAUCAAAAUUCGCAGGCCAACUUGGCUUCAUAACCGUGGUCCUUCUUAUUGUAUUCAAUAUAUGUUUUACGUUCUCGCAAACCUUGGAGAGUAUGGAGAGCUACUACGGUGGCAUGGCGCUUUCCAGAUUUAACGAUCAGUAUGCUGAUAAGUCUCAUGUCCGUGUCCACAUAUCGGACCUAGCAACUCAAACCGGCGCCUCUCUCUUCAUCCAAACUCAGUCCCUGCCCUGCCCGACACUUCUUCUAAACUUUCAGUCGAACACCACGCUGGCUGCCACCGGAUGGACAUACUCCAAAAUAGACGGGCCCACCAAAUUCGCCUCGCUCACCGCUGACCACCGUAUCACACAUCUCAUCACCGAAGUCGCUAAGGCUGGUGAUAUCAAAGGGUGGAAAGUCACUGGUACCGUGAGCGGGUUCACAUGGAAAAUGGACUGGGGGACCAUCGCAGAUAUGAAGGCCGGGAGGUUGUGGAAGGGUGGAUUUGUACGCGCUUCGGAGAGAAUCCUACGGUUGUGGACGAUGAAAAUGGAAGAUAAGUUGUGGAUUUUAGAGAGGAGUGGGUGA
This is a messenger RNA of Stereum hirsutum FP-91666 SS1, 1179 nucleotides long. RefSeq lists its product as uncharacterized. Gene Ontology annotation, molecular function: alpha-1,6-mannosyltransferase activity. Bases 1 to 1179 code for a protein of 392 amino acids. Gene Ontology annotation, cellular component: endoplasmic reticulum membrane. NCBI's taxonomy places the organism in Eukaryota, Fungi, Basidiomycota, Agaricomycetes, Russulales, Stereaceae. The transcript is spliced from 6 exons. The record is from RefSeq and is a predicted model, not a curated record. Gene Ontology annotation, biological process: protein N-linked glycosylation.